This is a messenger RNA of Micromonas commoda, 5550 nucleotides long. RefSeq lists its product with no specific name. Lineage: Eukaryota; Viridiplantae; Chlorophyta; Mamiellophyceae; Mamiellales; Mamiellaceae. The transcript has 2 exons. Bases 1 to 5550 code for a protein of 1849 amino acids. Gene Ontology annotation, biological process: proteasomal ubiquitin-independent protein catabolic process. Gene Ontology annotation, cellular component: nucleus; cytosol. The record is from RefSeq and is a predicted model, not a curated record. Gene Ontology annotation, molecular function: proteasome binding; peptidase activator activity.
AUGUCGUCGCGGGGUGAAUGGCGCGAGACCAAGUGGGUGUGUACCACCCAUCUGGAGCCCGCGGUCGCAUCCAAGGCUGCGUCGGAGGAACCCGACAGGUUCGCCCGCGCGGUCACGGCGCUGGAGCGAGCGCUGGAUGUCGCCAAGUCCACAGGCGACUUCGCCUCGGUGCACAGUCGCUUCCAGCCGACAUCGCAGUUCUUCAGCGCCCGGACGGGUCUGAGACCCGAGGAUCUGACGCGAUGCGCGCACGUGGCCAUCGACGUCAUGCACGCGGUGGACGGGGACGUCAGCUCGCAGGCGCGUUGGGGCACCAUGGCGACUCGGGUGAUGGAAACUCACGGGAAGAGGCUCCGGCUUUCGGUGGACUGGCGGCCGCUGCACCGGCUCCUCAGGGCGUACCUGGACGGAGAUAGCGAGGGAUACAACGGCGCAAUACCCCUCGCGGUGCAUCAGGCCGUGGUGAGCAGGCUGGCGAGGAAGUCCAGGCGGCACUUCGCCCCCGACGCGCCCGCCCAGAUCUGGGCGAUGCUCGAGCCCGAGAUCCGCGCCGUCGACACCGCGGACUGCUUCGAGGGGCUCGGCAUGCUCAACCUCCUGAUGCCCUGUUCAAGGGUGGGCGAUGACGACGACACCAACCCGUGGGACGAGUGGGUCGGCACGUGGGUGCGCAUGUCGCAGUGGAUGCACACGAACUCCUUCUGGCUCGCCGCGUGGCACGCCAUCUUCGCGCAGCUCGCCAAGCACGACGUCCGCGGGCGAAUAGACUGGUCCAAGCACCGCGCACACAUGCACACCACGUCGCUGUGGUUCAUGGAAUUGCCAGUUGGGGGAGGGGAGGGUCCGUGCCCGUUCGGCCGGCGGUCGCCGACGAGGGCGACGUACUUGUUCAACAGGUUCGUCAACGAGGAUGGGAUGCGCGUCAGGACCGCCGCCAAGGCUAUGGUGUACAGGCUGGGUACCACGUCUGUAGAGGCUACGGUGGACGGGAAGUGCCCGGACACGGACGCGAUGGAAGCCAUCGUGGACGUGGCGGAGACGUACGCGCAUCCCAGCAACAACGGCCGGUGGCACCAGAACAUCGCUCUCUUUGUCCAGCACUCGGUGCGGUACUUUCGGAAACGCUGCGCGAGCAAGCGCCACGUCGACUCGGCGCCCGUGUCCGACGAGCUGAAACGAACGUUCGCGCGGUGCAUGAUGCGGCUCAUCGACCCGGGGAUGUACAGCAAGAACGGCAAGUUCCGCGUGGUGGCGUCCAGCUGUGCCGGUCAGCUCGCGUACUUGUGUCCCGCCGCCGUGCUCCCGAAGGUGAUGACGAGGUUCCAGGAGGCGAUUGAGCACUCGACCGCGACGCACCAGCUCGCCGCGGCGCUCUCCGUGAUGACCUCGUGCCUCCGGCCCAUGCUCCUCGCGCCCCCCGAGGCGUUCGCCGGCGGCGAGGUGCCACCCCCCGCGGACUACCUCGCGGCGGUGCUGGACGCGACGCUCCCGGGCGUGGACGCAAACGACUCUCACAAGACGCUCGGCACGGUGAGACUGUACGCGUCGGUGGUGAGCAACUUUGGCGCGCUGGCGGACCCGGGGGAGGAUGGGGCGUGCGAAGCGUUUCCGUUCUUCUGGUCCGACUGGAUUCCCGCGUUGUUUGACCGUUUUUUUGCGUUUUUCCGCAACGUGGACCCCGGCAACGCGAGCAAGAGCGACGGGGCGGAUAAGCACAGGGGCGGAGCCGGCGGCGACGGCGGCGCGAGCUACCUCAUGGGAACGUCCUCGAUGUACUCGCCGCUGAUGCGCUUGAUAUUCGCGCGAAUGCAUCCCAAGCUUCGGCCGAGGGCGGUCCGUCAGCUCGCGCAAUUCGCGCUCACCAGCACCCACAGCGGCCUCACCGGCGAGGUUGGGCAGAUGGUGAUGGCGGCGGCGACGCAGGCUCCGGAGGAGGCGGUGCCCAACCUGACGGUCCCGUUGCUUCGCGCGUUGGCCGCGGAGAUGGACGACGUCGCCAGGUUGGUCGCAGACGGCGUGGUGGAGGCGCACCAGAUCGUCUCACCGACGAAAGAGGCGAAACUCAAGUGGCUCACCGGGUUGCUCGGCAGCGCGUUGCACAAGGGCGGGCCGAGAAUUGUCGAGAUUUCAUCCGACGUGUCCGCCGUCCUUCGGUCCAUGUUCGAGCUCAGCGUCACCGGCAAGUCGCUUCGACUCGCGGAGAUGGCCGCGCAUCUAUCCUCGAUGCUGUGCGGCGCUCUGACGGGGACGUACAUCGACGACCUGUUCGCGGCGGAUGACGCCGACGCCGCCGCCAUGCCCGCGCGCUGGGUCGCUUCCAAGACGAGGGAGGGCGAGAGCGACGACCUCAUCCCGAGUCGGUUCAACUGGCGGCGCCCGUCGCCCGAGGAGAUCAAGGUGGCGACGGAGGUGGACGCCGAGUUCCUUCGCGCGCCGGCGACUUUGCUGCUCGACGCGCUGGUCGGCGGCGAAGGCAAAGGCGGCGAGGGGAACGAUCCCGACAUCGGCAAGGAAAAGGUUCGCGGGGCUCUCGCGUCCAUCGGCGGCGUGGUCAGCGGCUUUCGCACCCGCCUCGAGGAUUUUCAGCCCGUCUCUGUGGAGCCCGCGGAGGUCAUCGUCGGCGCGCAGGACGUCAUCGCGGUUCCGAUUCCGGUGCAGUCGAGGGCUCUCGCGUGCGACGCCGUCGCCGCGGUGCUGGAGAAGGUUGGCGCCGACGACGUGGAGACGCUGGGUAUGGCGCUCUUCGUCGCGGAUAAGCUCCUGGCGCCGCACUCGCAGGACUUCCACGGGAUCAAAUCGGCGCUGCGCACGUGGCACGCGGACGCCACCGCGCUGACGCAGCCCAAGCUCGCGCCGGACGACCGAAAGGUUCAGCCGCGGUGGCUCGUGGCCGAGUACGCCUUUCUCCGCUUUUUGUGGAGGGGCAGUCAGGCGGCGUAUCACCGCGGCGGGCCUGGGGCGGACCACCCGUCGCAUCCAUCCUUCGUCAGGCUCGUGGAACAGUGCCGACGCAUGUGCCUGCACAAGUACAGCAGCGUGAGAGCCGCCGCGAGGUGCGCCACGGAGGGUGUCAUGAAACGGUUCCCCGACUCAAUCCCCAGGCUAUGCGACCCCGCGAAGCAAGCGCUCGCCGCGAAACCCGCCGACGAGGACAGGUGCGUCGCCGCCUGCAAGCUCCUCAAGGCGACCACGUCGGUGAACCGAUUGCGGACGGACCCGGCGCACUUCCGGUCGGUCGCCGCGGCGCUCCUGGGAUCGUCGCACCACGACGCGGAGAAGGCGCAGACGGCGGUGAACGAACUGUUUCUCUCCAUAGCCAUCCGGUUCAGCCGGUCGCACCUGCGUCACACGGAGGACGACGUGUACGAGCUCCACGCGGAUCUGAGGGCGGCGAGGGAGCUCAUCUUCGGGAUGAUGUCGCCGACGGAGAAGGACCCGGUGGCUGCCGCGGCGGCGGCUAACACGCGCCGGCUCAGCGGCGGCGGCUCGGCGGAGGCAUCAUCCCCGAUGGACGUCGACGAGGCUGACAAAACGAAAGUCACCGCGCUGCACUGGAGCUACAGCCUCAUGGCCAACGCGCUGCUCCUGUUCCUGGUGCAUCCCAGGCUGGACGACGUCGAGAUGUCGCGUCUCACGUCCUACGUCAUGUCGUGCCUCCUCGGCGACCUCAAGGUUAUUCGCAUGCCCGCGGCGUGCGUGCUGCUGAUGAUUUCGCGGUUUGAGAGCUUCGAGCGCGCGGGCGCGCCCGUCGUGGCUAACGUCCUGUCCUCGCAGCCCGGCGCGCUCGCGACGAUCGUUACUAACCUGGGUCUGUGUCACAGCGUCGGCGAUGGAGCUGGGGGCGCGCGGGGACCGCAAGGCCGGGCCGACGCGUUGGUUCAAGCCGCCGAGAACCUCUACGGAGCCGGGUCCGACAUGAGCGGCAAACCGUGGCCCCGGACGAGGGCGUGCGACGACCACGUCCUCGUCGGGAGCUUCGUGGUGGCGUGCGCGAGGCUCUUCGGGCUGUUCGCGCGCGUCGCCCCGCGCGUGGUGUGCGACGAGCUCGAGGCGCCCCUCUUGCGUUUGGCCUUUGCGGAUGGGGACCGGGGCGCGAGGUGCGCGGCGGCCGAGGCCGUCGCGGGUGUCCUCGCGUCCCGCUCGCCCCCACCUUGGGCGGCGCCCCUUCUUCUCAGGGCUUUCGACGAGGCCGCGAACGAUUCCACGGAGGAGUGGCUCCGCGCGGCGAGGCGUCUCGAGGCUGCGCUCAUGUGCGUCGCCGAGCUCGCCGCGCCGCCCGUCUCCGACGCGUCCAUCGCGUUCCAGGAAUCGUUCAUGGACGAGCUCCUCGCGACUGGCGAGUCGAGCCCGCUCGCGAACCCCUCCAGGGCUACGCGGGACGAGGCGGCAAAGUUGGCGGCGCAGCUCAUCGGCGCGCACGGCGGCGACGACGAGGACGUCGCGUGUGUUGGGGUGGAUCACGAGAGGUUGCACGCGGGUCUGCGCGCCAAGGCGAACGCGCUGCUGGCGCAGUUCGUGGAGUGCGCCCCCGACGCGUGCAGGGAGGCGCUCGAGCGCCGACCCUCCGAGUCACCGAGCGGGGGGGAUCCCGACGAUCCAAAAGGCGUCGUCGUCGUGGACCUGGACCGUCCGUCCGAUCCCCAAACGAAGGAGGGAGAGGGGUUCAAGGCUCCCGAGGGGCGGGGCCAGCACUGGCUCGAGGGUUCGUUCCUCACGGUGAUCCAGCUGGCGAAACACGGGGGCGUCGCGAACGUCGCGGGUUCCGUCGCGAAGAUGCUCCCGUUUGUCCUCAAGGUGCAGGAGUGCCCGGACCGGGAGUUCGCGCUCGUGGCGAAGCGAACGCUGACGUACCUCAAGUACCUCGUGUUUCCGCGGCGGCACCUCGCGGCGGCGGUGGCGGGCACGCUGGAGGGGAUGAGGGAUUCCAGUCAGUGGCACGCGAGAGCCGCGGGGCUCAAGUUUUGCCAGGCGUUUUCCUACCGCCACUCGUUCACGCUGUCCGAAGACGAGAUGGCGGCGCUGAGGGACGAGACGUUCGAUCGACUGUGCGACGCGCAGAUCGAGGUGCGAUCGCUCGCGAGGGACACCCUCGUGGGAUUCUUGAAGGGCGUCGGGGCGGUGAGCGCCGCCGCGGCUGGAGUUCGAGCUCGAUGCCUCGCCGCCGCCGCCGAGCUGCCGCCGCGGAAGCGAGGCCGACCCCCCCCGAACGGAGGAGGCGGCUCCGCCGGCGAUCGACUCGACCCGUCCGGCGGCGGGAGGGAUACUCCCGACGAGGACGCCAAGGCGGCGCGGCACGGGUGCGUCCUCGGUCUCAGCGCGUGCGUCCUGUCCGCGCCUUACGACGUGCCGGAAUGGAUGCCGGAAGUGUUGGAGGAGCUCUCGCGCCGCGCCAACGAGCCGAACCCGGUCAAGGACACGGUGCGACUGGCGUUCUCGGAGUUUAAGAAGACGCACCAGGACGCGUGGGCGGAGACGCGCGCGGCGUUCACGAGCGAGCAGUGGGAGACGAUAUCGAUGGGGAUGGAGUUGGCGCCGAGUUACAUCGUGUGA